This is a messenger RNA of Adineta steineri, 2013 nucleotides long. The record is from the annotation of a GenBank genome assembly. Lineage: Eukaryota; Metazoa; Rotifera; Eurotatoria; Adinetida; Adinetidae.
AUGAACCAUCCGAUAUUAGCACAGAUUGUUCCUCAAGUAGCAGCUAUAUCCGAUCGAGCGGAUAAAAUGAAAAUGGUUUCCAAAUUAUCAACAAUGUCAAUUGAUAAAUCAGCAUGUAAAAUUCAAGCAGCAUUUCGUAAACAUCAAGCACGACUUAAAUUAAAAAAACAAGCCGCAUGGCAAAUACAUGAAAAACUUGAAUAUUCUAGUGAACAAACUGAAUCGAAGCUUAAAGAUAUGUUUGAAAAAUUAAUUAAAGCUUCAGGUACACUUUCACCAUCAGUUACGAAAUUACUUCAUAAAGCUGGAUUACCUGUAGAAGAAAAAGAACUUCUAAAAUUAACAAAUCCAGAUAAUAUUCGAGUUGAAACAAGUUAUCGAGGACCACGGAUAGACGGGCCAAUUACAAGAAAAGUAUUUGUCGAUUUAAUUGAAGCUUUUCAACGUGGACAAAUUUUACAUGAAAAAUAUGUUUGUGAAAUUCUACAUCAAGCACGUGCUAUUCUUAAAACUGUUCCUAAUUUUAAUCAUAUCGAUUUAGCAAAUUUACAACAUGUAUUUAUUGUGGGUGAUUUACAUGGACAAUUAGCUGAUCUAUUACAUAUAUUUAAUACAAAUGGACUUCCAUCAACCGAUAAUGCAUAUAUAUUUAAUGGAGAUUUUGUUGAUCGAGGUCGAAAUUCAGUUGAAGUUAUUCUAUUACUUAUGGUUGCUCUUAUUCUCUAUCCAAGCUCAGUCUUUCUCAAUCGAGGUAAUCAUGAAGAUAUUAUGGUUACUGUUCGAUAUGGUUUUCAUAAUGAAGUCAAUCAAAAAUAUCGAACACGGAAAGCACCAUUAAUUGAUCUAUUUAAAGAUAUAUUUAGCUGGUUACCACUUUAUUCAUAUGUUGAUGCUGGAAAAAUGAAAUUAAUUGUUAUGCAUGGAGGAAUAUCAGAUAAAAUCAAUUUAAAAAAAUUAAAUAGUUUAUCUAGAAAUAGAUAUGUAUCUAUUGAAGUACCUCCUGAAUCUAAAUCUGGUGGAAAAAGAUUAACUGAAGAAGAAGAUAAUGAAUAUCAUCAAAUACAAGAUUUAUUUUGGAGUGAUCCUGAUCCUCGAGGUCGUAAAGGUUGUCGUAAAAAUGAUGAUCGAAAAAUGGCUUGUUUCUUUGGUUCAGAUGUAACACAUGCAUUUCUAAAAAAAUAUAAUUUAAAUAUGAUAAUACGUUCACAUCAAGCAAAACAAGAUGGUUAUGAAUAUAAUCAUGAUGGAAAAGUUUUAACUGUUUUUAGUGCAUCGAAUUAUUGUGGUGGAAAUAAUUGGGGUGCUGUUGUACGAUGGGAUUAUAACGAAGAAGAACCAUGGAUUUCAUCGUUUAAAACCGAAGGUGUUGCAAUGGAAAAAUUAAGUUUUAGUAAACAAGUUACUCUAUUCGAAGAUCCAGCUUAUCAUUCGUUGAUUGAAAAGAUUAUGUCAAAUAAAACUUUACUUCUAAAAGAAUUUCUCAAAGCAGAUACAUCUAAAACUGAACAUUUAUCUCUAACAAUCUGGGCUGAUAUUAUGUCUGAUGUUCUUCAAAUGGAUCUACCAUGGCUUAUAUUACGUACAAAAUUAGUUCAAGAAGAUCCAAAAGGAAUUCUAUAUAACACGAUGUUUACUGAUUAUAUUUUAGAUAAUUCGAAAUUUCAAAUGGCAAAUGCGGGUAUUAUGGAAGAUUUAUAUAUGUGGAAAGAUAUGUUGUUAGCAUUAUUUAAUCUAAUUGAUUAUAAUCAUUCUGGUUUUAUAAGUCGGAAUGAAUUUGCGGAUAUUAUUAAAAUUAUACUUGAUGAUGAAAAUGGGUCUGGUAGUGUGAAUGAUGCAUAUGUUGAGGAAUUAACAUCAGCAAUGGAUUUUGAUAAGAAUGGAAAAAUUGAUUUUAACGAAUUUCUUGAAAGUUUUCGAAUUGUCAACGUGAAAAAACCUAUAAUCCCCAUCAAGCCAAGUAAUGCUAAAGACAAAUCAAAUGGAAAACUAAUUGAACAUAAAAUACGUGUAUAA